AUGACGACGGAGGAAGUUGCUCCAAGUUCUUCACGUGUGGAAGAGAAACAUCAACAUGAAGGAAAAAUCGACUCAGCAGUAGGUCUGGCACAAGCCCGGACCAACGAGUCAUCGCCACAGCUGCAACCAUCGCGGGUCAGUCGACUGUACACAUUGCUCUCCUAUACACCACCACUAUGCCGCUACGACCCAAACAAGCCACCAGGCUUCUCCAUGGCGCUCAACAUCCUCUUUGCCUUCGCGGCGUGCUUCACGGUGGCGAAUCUAUACUACAACCACCCCAUUCUGAACCUGCUGGCCAAAGACUUCGGUGUCUCGGAUGAGGAAGCGUCAUACGUGCCCACACUAGCACAAGCCGGGUACGCCACAGGCCUGCUAUUCCUCUGCCCACUAGGGGACCUAGUCAAGCGGAGGCCGUUCGUAUUGUGGCUGGUCUGGUUCACGGCCACUCUCUGGAUAGUGCUGUGCUUGACCAAUAAUUUCCACGUCUUCCUUGCGGUAAGUUACCUAACGUCUGUGACGACGGUGACGCCACAGUUGAUGUUGCCAUUGGUGGGCGAUCUGGCUCCGCCACAUAGACGAGCAUCGGCGCUAGCGAUCGUCGUCUCGGGCCUGCUGCUGGGGAUGCUGGUCGCAAGGUUGCUGUCCGGUGUGGUGGCAGAAUUUGUUGGAUGGCGCUGCAUCUACUGGAUCAGCUUCGGGCUCCAAUAUUUGAUCUUGAUACUGCUGUGGCUGUUCAUGCCGGACUAUCCCAGCACGAAUCCGGAUGCAAAACUGGUGAGGGGGUACCCCAUGUUGCUGUGGGAUAUUGUCAGAUUCACCUUUCGCUACCCAGUCCUGAUGCAGGCGUGUCUGAUUGGCUUCUUCACAAGCUCGACAUUCACCAGCUUCUGGACUACACUGACGUUCUUGCUGGCCGGAGAUCCGUACAACUACUCGCCGCUGGUAAUUGGCUUGUUUGCUCUUAUAGGCAUUGCAGCUAUGACAUGGGGACCCUUUUACGCACGAAUUGUGAUGGACAAGACGGUUCCUUUAUUUAGCGUCAUUGUCGGUGGGUGUAUCGUCCUUGCCAGCAUUGUGAUCGGCACUUAUACAGGCGAACGCACUGUAGCGGGCCCGAUCAUUCAGGCUUUGGGGCAAGAUCUCGGAAUUCAGACCUCGCAGAUAUCGAACAGGACUGCGAUCUAUUCUACCGCUCCGAAAGCUAGGAACAGAGUGAAUACCAGCUAUAUGGUUUGCGUGUUCCUAGGCCAAACAGCUGGGACACUGAUCGGAAACCGUUUGUAUGCUCGUGGCGGUUGGACGGCUUCAGGAAGUGCAAGUGUUGGAUUUAUUAGUAUGGCACUUGUGGUGUCAUUUGCCAGGGGACCGCACGAAAAAGGUUGGGUUGGAUGGGGUGGUGGUUGGAAUAUCAGGAAAGAUGUGCCUGUGGAAGUAAAGAAAGAUGAGGAAGCACAAAGGACCAGUCGGGAAGGCGCCGCGAAAGACCAACAGACCAAUGUUAAGCCAGUGGCAGGCGCCAACGCCGAUGCUGAGGUUACACAAGCAAAGGCAGUGACGGAGAAGCAGGCUGAAGCGGGUUCAGAGACCCGUCAAUGA
Cyphellophora attinorum is the source of this 1599-nucleotide messenger RNA. Its product is annotated as putative transporter YgaY. The record is from RefSeq and is a predicted model, not a curated record. Gene Ontology annotation, biological process: transmembrane transport. The transcript has 2 exons. The coding region runs from base 1 to 1599 and encodes 532 amino acids. Lineage: Eukaryota; Fungi; Ascomycota; Eurotiomycetes; Chaetothyriales; Cyphellophoraceae. Gene Ontology annotation, molecular function: transmembrane transporter activity.